AUGAUCUUUACACGUAAGAGUUCUCCUAUUAGAUUUAACUACAUUGUAAGUGGUUAUUCUUUGGUUCCACUCAACAAAUCUGUUAAUGAUUUAGGUUUUGUCUUUGAUCCCAAGCUAAAUCCUAGCUUGCAUAUAGAACAGGUCUGCUGCAAACCUCUCAAAACCCUCGGUUUUGUCAAACGGGUAGCUACCGAAAUCAAAUUAGUAUCCCCUUUAAAAGCGCUUUACUGCUCGCUUGUUAGGCCAAUCUUAGAAUAUGGCUCGGUCAUCUGCGACCCUCAAACGGCUUGUAAUUCAGUCAUGCUCGAAAGAGUUCAAUGA
Molecule: messenger RNA, 321 nt
Organism: Macrosiphum euphorbiae (potato aphid)
Lineage: Eukaryota; Metazoa; Arthropoda; Insecta; Hemiptera; Aphididae
Source: the annotation of a GenBank genome assembly